Oppiella nova is the source of this 359-nucleotide messenger RNA. Lineage: Eukaryota; Metazoa; Arthropoda; Arachnida; Sarcoptiformes; Oppiidae. The record is from the annotation of a GenBank genome assembly.
UGACUACUUUGUAAACAAGUCUUCAUGUCUUCAAGUCUUCAUGUCUUCGCAAAUGUGUGCAAAUUGAUUGUCAUUUCAUUGUAUUUAUAAUUAACUGUUGAUUUGAUUGCGAAGUCAAGACAACACGAGUGGACACAAUGUCACAACCGGCGCGAACUCACGAGGAAAUCGAGUCACAGAUCCGCGACAUUCAGGCUAAGAAAGCCAGCCUUAACACCGAAAAUGGCAACGAUUUGGACGGACGGGUGUCCAUGUCUUUGUCGAAGGCCGCCAUGGAUUCAGACAUUUAUGGCGACAAUCAUAACAAAUACGCCAAUUAUAACACAUCCAUUGCCACCAAUGAUGACAAUGACUACGAG